AAUCUACAACCACAGAGAGACAGAACCAACUUUCAUGGAUUUUUAUCCUCAUUCACUCGCUUUCCUCCUCACCGUCUAUCCAGCUUGAGAAUCAACUCUCGUUUUUCAGGCUUGCAAGUUUUAUUCUUUGCGAUAAUAAAUACCUACUCCUAAUUGUGAUACAUGCAAUUUUAUACAUCCUUUUCCAUCAUCACUGCUUAUUGUUGCUCCACUCCCUACAUAACUCCCAAAAUUUGUGCGGCGCAGGUCGAGUGUGAUACUCUUCAUCCAUAAAACGAAGGAACGAUCCAGACUCCAACUUCUCUCGGUCUUUCGAAAUUACUCUGUACUCGAAUCGAUAACCUAGUCUCUCUUUGGAUCUCCACUACACUUUGAUCCCGCACCCCAAACCAAGCCAGCAUUACCUUCAAUCUUAAGUCUACUAGCCAGGAGACGAGCAGGAGACGGAGUAGAAAAACCUUGGAACUUGUGGAUGCCAUCCAUUAAAAAAAAAAUAACAAGCUUCCCCAUUGUUGUUGUCUGCCUUCUCUUUUGAACUUCGAUAUCCAAAUUCACACUAGAACAGUCUGCUCAGUCUUUCCUUCAAGUGCUUGGUUCGCAGAAUUUCCUUCCUUCAAUAUCGCGUCGACUUUCGCUCUUUUACCGCUCGCUAUCUUCGAUCUUUGUACAUACAAUAAUAUCUGCUAUUUGCAUCAUGUUCUCAAAGUCCAUUGCCAGAGCUGGCUUGAUUGCUAGUUUGGCUGUUACGACCGUUAAUGCUAUUUCCACAAUCUCUGCAACUGGUUCAAAGUUCUUCACAAGUGAUGGCGACCAAUUCUUUAUCAAAGGUAGGAUCGAAUGUAUUUUUUACUUCAAUUCUUGACUGACAAUAUCUAGGUGUCGCAUAUCAAUUGACUGAAGCCGAUCCAUUAAUCGAUACCAACCAAUGUCAACUCGAUGCCUCUUUGAUGAAGACCUUGGGCGCAAACGCUAUUCGUGUUUACCAUGUUGAUCCUUCCAGUGAUCACUCUGGAUGCAUGUCCGCCUUUGCAGAUGCUGGCAUUUACCUCUUCUUAGAUUUGGAUACUUUCACCACCGCAAUCACCCCAGUAAGAUAUAUCUUAUAAUUUUGGGAUAAAAUAAUGGCUAAUCACUCCUAUAGACUAACGCGACUUGGGACCAAAGUCAAUACUCAGCAUUCAGCAAAGUGAUGGAUGCUUUCGCCAAAUUCGAUAAUACUUUAGGAUUCUUUGUAGGAAAUGAAGUUAUUGCUACGAACAACCAAUCUUUAGCGGCACCAUUUAUCAAAGCUGCUGCUAGAGAUAUGAAGGCAUACAGAAAGUCAAAAGGUUAUCGAGAGAUUCCAAUUGGUUACUCGGCGGCAGAUAUUGCAGAAUUACGUCCUAUGCUUCAAAAUUACCUUGCUUGCGGUACCAACAGUUCGGAAACCAUCGAUUUCUUCGGUUUGAAUGCGUACGAAUGGUGCGGUGGCAGUGAUUAUUCAACUUCUGGCUACAAGACCCUCAACACAUAUGCGGAAGGUUAUAACAUUCCUAUUUUCUUCUCAGAGACUGGAUGCAAUACGGUUAAGCCAAGAACAUUCCAAGAUCAAGCAGCUAUUCUUGGUUCAGAUAUGGAUGAUCAAUGGUCUGGCGCAAUUAUUUACGAAUGGAUCGAGGAAGCCAAUGAUUAUGGAUUGAUUAGCUAUGGGCCAACUGUAGCAGCUACUGUUGUCGCUUCAAAUGUUGCAGGUGGUUUCUCUCGUGGUGGAACUCCAACCCCUGUCGCUCCGGAUUUUGCCAACCUUCAAAGUCAAUGGUCAACUUUGACUCCAACUGGUGUUGCAAGCUCUGCUUAUUCUCCAACUCUUACACCACCUGCUUGCCCAGCUUCGACCUCUGGAGGUUGGUUGGUUGACGGCAAUGUCCCAUUACCAUCUAUUGGUCAGAAAGAAGCAACUGGCACUACCACUGCCACAACAACUUCUGGAUCACCAUCCACUACCGCGAGCGCAACGGGCUCAGCUGCAUCCGCAACUUCAACAAAGGGAAGCGCAUCUGGUGGUAAAGAAAUCACUGGUAUGAGCGUUGGAUUAGCCGCAGUCAUGUUCGGUUUUAUGUACUGGCUGUAAAAUUUGGGUACAUGGUUAAAAAAUUCUUCUUUUCCUCAGCCUUGAUGGCUUGAUGUAUAAACGAUUAUGAUACGUGGGUAAAAACCAUUUCACGUUAAUUCGGUACAUGGGCGCAUUACGAUGAAUGAAAGCGCGGCGUUGGAUUUGUACUUGGGUCCUUUUGGACGCAUUAGGGUUACCUUUUUUUUCCGAGAUGGGAUAUACAGGCCAUUGUAUCCUAUGCAUAUAGAAUGCAUGAAUAAAGGGAUCAAUAUUUGUUAUUUUAGAUUACCUAAGUUUAAUAGAUACUUAAUACCGAAAUCAAAUU
Sclerotinia trifoliorum is the source of this 2417-nucleotide messenger RNA. Lineage: Eukaryota; Fungi; Ascomycota; Leotiomycetes; Helotiales; Sclerotiniaceae. The record is from the annotation of a GenBank genome assembly.